AUGUCAGAUUUCAGAGAAGCCUUAUGGAAAAAUAAUGCCGAUCCUGAAGAGGCUUGGCUGAAAUAUAUCAGGCAAGGAUCACAAAGACAAGAGAUGAUAAAUUUCCUCACUAAUGACUUUCCACUUUGUGCAUGGAGUCUAAGAAUGCUUGAUAGAAGGCUUAUCAUUUUGACAUAUUUUUCAAUGAUGGUACUGUUAAGUAGAUCAAGUAACAAUGCACAAAAAAAUUAAGGCAUUGAAAUACUAAAAAACUCUUCUAAAAUCACUCAAGACCAAAACAACUUUACAACUUCUGUAAAGGGACACAACGCAUGAUGAGACAUACAAUCAUGCCUGCACAGUAUCAUGGUAGUGGCAGCCCUCCGCCACAGUGAUAUUCACUUUGACUUUUGGUUUGAUUUGAUGUUGAAUUUAUUUUUUAUUUCCACAUGAAUUGCCCUUGGAUUUCAGUUUUAUUUCAAAAUGAUUUCUCUUUGACAAUGCUAUUACUUUUGCUUUUAAAUUUGAUUUUUACUCCAUUUUUCUUUCAGUUGUUCUUUUUCCUUUGUUUUGCAGCCACGUUCCAUUUCAUUUUCAGUUUUGGUUUAUUUUUAUCUUUUAUUUUUUAUUCAAUCCUAGAAAAACUGUAAAAUUUUGAGUGGCAGCCCUUGGCCACCAUACAUGACCUUCAGUGUGGGAAUUCUGAUAUACUCUACCCAGAAUUUUCUGCUUUAA
This is a messenger RNA of Pocillopora meandrina, 714 nucleotides long. The record is from the annotation of a GenBank genome assembly. Lineage: Eukaryota; Metazoa; Cnidaria; Anthozoa; Scleractinia; Pocilloporidae.